This is a messenger RNA of Dama dama (fallow deer), 1050 nucleotides long. RefSeq names its product transmembrane and coiled-coil domain-containing protein 5B-like. The record is from RefSeq and is a predicted model, not a curated record. The transcript is spliced from 13 exons. NCBI's taxonomy places the organism in Eukaryota, Metazoa, Chordata, Mammalia, Artiodactyla, Cervidae.
AUGGAAGAAGCUGGACAGGACCCGUUGGAUGAUGUGCAGGAGGUGAUGGAAAUACCGAAACUAGAAGUCACAAAGCAGAACCUGGACUCUCUGAACUCAGACCUUGAAAAGGACUUGCAGAGAAUGGAUGAGGCAAAUCAGGUUCUUCUCAAAAAAAUUCAAGAGAAAGAAGAAACUAUUCAAAGUCUGGAAAGAGAUAUCAUGCUGUCGGUCAGACAGGCCAGAGAGAGGGAGGAGCUGAACCACCUCAUAUCUGAGAAGGAAGAAGCCCUAAGGAACCUGGAAUUAGAGACAGCAAAGCUGGAAAAAAAUAAGGAAAUUCUAAGCAGGAGCGUGGUGGAGGUGCAGAAGGAGAUUUCAAAGAAAUUUAAGAAUGUUGGCCUGGAUAAAGAAGCCCUAAAGCAGAUGUUGGCAGAAUUGAAGGUGAAACUACAGAAGUCAACAGAAUCCUGCGCCAGUCAAGAGGAGGAAUUGGUCAAGAUAGAGAGUGACUAUCAAUCUGUGUAUCAGCUUUGUGAGGAUCAGGCCCACUACAUAAAGAAAUACCAAGAAAUUCUGAGACAGAUGGAAAAGGAAAAGGAGAUGCUGCUUCUCGAAAAAGAAGUCUGAAGAUGGAGAAGCUCUAUACAGUCAGCAAAAACAAGACUGGGAGCUGACUGUGGCUCAGAUCAUUAACUCCUUAUUGCCAAAUUCAGACUUAAAUUGAAGAAAAAAACUACUAGACCAUUCAGAUGCAAAGCCCAGAACAACUCCGCCCAAGUAGUGAAACGGGGGUCAACUCUGGUGGAGACCAUCCAAAGCAAUAUGGAGAAGACCAUCAUUAAGAAACAGAAGAGAAUCUUUUGGUACCGGCAUUUCAGGUAUUUUAUCUUCAUGGUCAUCAUCUUCUUUAGGCUGCUGGGUUACGUGCUUUUCUACCUGCAGUACAUAAACCCAGACCUCCUUGUGGAUGCCCUGCCGGUGGUCAUGAGCAGAGACACCUUGAAGAGGCUGAGGGAUGUCUUACUUCCCUUCCUCACUCUAGAGGUGGAAGAAGUUCUACCACAUUAG